Messenger RNA from Bacidia gigantensis, 1821 nucleotides. RefSeq lists its product as uncharacterized. The record is from RefSeq and is a predicted model, not a curated record. Lineage: Eukaryota; Fungi; Ascomycota; Lecanoromycetes; Lecanorales; Ramalinaceae. The transcript is spliced from 7 exons. Bases 1 to 1821 code for a protein of 606 amino acids.
AUGACAUUAGUAUUAGCUCCCUAUAAUGAUUCUAUGCGGCUGGGUCAGGGGUUCAACUCCUACACUCACGAACUCUGCAUAGACAAUGCCGUCACGUAUGAUCAGAAGGAAGUCAAGAGUGAGGUGUCGCCCGCCCAGACCGUCUCUUACUACUCUCGAAGAAUCAAGAAGCUCAGUGACAUUGUUGACUCACUGAAUAUAUCACCCAGCAAUGCUAUCAAGCAGGGCACUAUCGAAGUCAAUGGCGACUCCAGCAUGGUGGACGAGAACACUAUCAAAGACUCCGAUAUUACCUUUGUCGUAUCAGUCAAGGUUGAUAAUGGCGGCAUUCACUUGGUCACAAAUCAAACCACCAUUCUCAACGAUACCUAUUCAUUCCAGAAAUUGGGCAAGAUAGAGCCCGGCUCGGACUUAUUCAACCAGGUCUAUGGAGACUCUUUCAUUUCCGGUAAACAAGCGGAGACGGAAUGGGAUAUUGAUACCUUGUGCGCUGCUGCUGCUGCAUUCCCCGCGAGAGUGGCGGAAUGUCCUCAACGAACAUGGGCGAUACUCACCAAAUACAAGGCCAAUAGGAAGUUCAUCGAGGCUUUCGAUUUUUCGGUUGACAAAGUCUUACAAUACGACCAAAUUAGUGCUUUUACCUCUGCAUUGUUUGACGACUUCAUGGACUAUAAAGUGCUGCUCCGGACUCUACAGAAUAUCAUCGUCAAUAAAGACUCCUAUCAGAUCAAGGAUGUCGACCUUGCCAUCGGACCAUAUCUCCCUAUCUUGCUUGAUGUAAAGUCAGCACUCAGAAAUGAGCAGUCCAAAAUCGUUGAAGCUGUUGCUGUCCUUAGUAAAGACCCUGAUAUUCUCAAGCGUCAAGCUAGCGACGUAUACCACUAUGGCAGCGAAGUAGUUGAACAGAUCCUCGAAGCUGCACUCCGAAACCGGGCGGGUACGCAAGUCCCUGUACCUGAAAACCCUUCUGCCAAGAAGAAUACCGGCAGUUCAGAUGGCUCGGAUCAUUCUGAAGUGGUUCUAGUCGACAAACCUACAUCAUCGGAUAAACGCCCAGGCGCCCCUGUCAAGACUUCAGCCACACCAGAGGGUUUCGACUUCGAGUCACUAGUGCCACCGGAAAUAUGGGGUAAUCUUUUGCCUGAGUUGAAAAAAGAUGCCGUCCCAAAUCCUCUACUCAAUGUCGGACUAAAUGGAUCUACGGCGCCAACUGUACUGGGACCUCCUGCGCAGUCCGGUAGUAUGUCCCAGACCAUCGAUACUCUGACUCUUCAGUUGGAGGAGCAGAAGAAAGCCACACAAAAGGCUGAAGCCGACACCGAAGCAGCGAAUGCAAAAGCCAAAACCGAUGCCGAUGCAGCACAAAAGACGAUCUCGGACCUGAAUAAGGAUCUUGCAGAUCAGAAAGCCCAAGUGGCAGAUCGAAAAACCCAAUUGGACACGGCUAAUACGGAACUUUCUGGUUAUAAAGACCUUGCUGGGAGAGAGGUAGACUUAGCCAACAAACUUCAAGAAAUAGUAAAUGGGGUAAUUUACAGCGCUGCCUUCCGCAGAGACAGAGUCGAGAUUUUUGAGGUCGUAUAUGGAGGACUGUCGCUCCGUACAUACCAUGAUGUGGGUGACCGACUCCUCGACUUUGCGAAUAACAAAACCCAAUUCAUUUUGACUGGUGGAGCUACUGGAGUCUUUCAACCCCACGACCCGCUGGUGAACGUAGUCAAGUCAAGUACUAUUGUCUAUCGCUACGACGGCAAAGGCCCGCUGAAGUAUUUGUCCGGUACCGAACGCGGCAACGCAGUCAGCUUUGAUCCUUUUCCAUGA